UCUCCCACAACCCCGCGUCUCGAAAGGGGCGAAGACCGGAGACGCCAAGACAGCGAGCAGCCGAAGCCGUUCCCCGCCGCGCCGCGCCAUGGACCGCGCGCAGCUCCUCCUCGUCGGCCUCCCGGCCCUGCUCUUCUUCUCCGACCUCACCCACAUCUUCGCGCCGCCGCCUCCCCACCUCCGCCACCCCCAUCACCACCCCCCUCACCACCAUCCGCACCCGCCGCACCAUCCCCAUCCCCACCCGCCGCACCACCACCCGCACCCGCCGCACCACCAUCACCACCCCGACCCCACCGCGGCAGCCAUACAGGAGCCACGCGUGGAUGGGUCUGGAUUCGGCGCUACAGUUGAGCUGCAGUUCUGUGCCUCCUGCUCCUACAGGGGAACUGCAAUGACCAUGAAGCGCAUGCUGGAAACCUCAUUUCCGGGCAUUCAUGUUAUCUUGCAUAAUUAUCCUCCACCCUUCCCCAAGCGCGUACUUAGCAAAGUUAUCCCAAUUGUUCAAGUUGGAGCAGUUGCAACAAUAAUGGCUGGUGAUCAGAUUUUCCCCAGACUUGGAAUGGUUCCACCUCCAUGGUACUACUCACUACGCACCAAUAGAUUUGGAACUAUGGCGACAAUCUGGCUAUUGGGCAAUUUUGCUCAGUCCUUUCUACAAAGCUCUGGCGCCUUUGAAGUUUACUGUAAUGGAGAGCUGGUGUUCUCAAAACUGACUGAGCAGAGGUUCCCAAGUGAGUUCGAGCUGCGUGAUCUCAUUGGCAGCAGAUUGCCGGAGUCGCCAUUUGGGAGGAAUCUGGGGAAAACGUGGACUUGAUCCCUGGAGCUCAGAUUGCCCCAUCUUCGUCUGCUGCUAUUUAGGUAUUAGUAGGCGGCAACUUUCAGAUGUUGAUCUAUUAAAGCUGCACAGCUUUUCUGUAAACACAACUUCCGGGUGUGUGGCUUGUAUAAUGGAUCGCCUGGGUACCUGACAUAAACCACCGUUAGGGGACAUUGUGAUCACCUGAUAACUUCUGGGACCUUUGUAAUGUGCUGGAGUACUACAUUGGCAACUUUGUCAGUGUGACCUUUUCA
Messenger RNA from Panicum hallii, 1074 nucleotides. RefSeq names its product selT-like protein. Gene Ontology annotation, biological process: cell redox homeostasis. Gene Ontology annotation, molecular function: thioredoxin-disulfide reductase (NADPH) activity. The transcript is spliced from 4 exons. Gene Ontology annotation, cellular component: endoplasmic reticulum membrane. The record is from RefSeq and is a predicted model, not a curated record. The coding region runs from base 89 to 817 and encodes 242 amino acids. Lineage: Eukaryota; Viridiplantae; Streptophyta; Magnoliopsida; Poales; Poaceae.